AUGUACCGGAUUCAACCCAUUUUCAUUACAAUACUCGAUACAAUGCUGAUUACUCUAGAAUGCAUUCUACUUGCGUUACAGGCGGUUGCUGCAGUUCGACUUGCAUUAGAAUCACCAAUUGGAACUACCAGUCAAUCAAACAAUAGACUGUCAAAGCGAUCACCCGUUGUGUUGGAUGGUGAUAUCAAGAAAUGCUACACAAUUAAAGUCAAUGCUGAUGGAGUCAAUUUGAAUUUACAAGUCGAUUCAGCGAUUUCCAGUAUAAUUGUACCACUUUCUAGUUUAAGCAGCGAUGUGAGUUUGGCUCCGCAACACACUCCAAAUGGGGAACCCGUUACUAUAGAUUACAAAGGCAAUGAGUAUAGAGGAAUUAGUUCCGAUGCAGUUGUGACGAUUCCGGGUACUAGGAUAACUGACAUCAAAUUACCAGUACUAGCAGUUAGAAAACAAUCGCCAGAUCUAGUUGGUAUCGAUCCAGAGUUUGAUGGAAUAUUUGGGUUCGGCAAUUCCUUGUUGUCAAAUCAUCACUCACGAAUCACUGCGAUGGAUGCUUUGUACAAUGGUGGUAUUAUUCCCAAUAACGAGGUUAGUCUUCAACUAUGUCCGUAUGAAAUGACUUCAAAUAGCUUCAUCAAUAUAGGAAACACGGACGUAACUGCAAAAUGCGGAACGGAUGGAAGGAGUGUUGCAUGGGUAGACUCACCACCAGACGGUCGCCAUACUGUCAACAUCAAGAGUAUACUAAUCAAUGACAAACCAGUGAAUCUACCCGAGGAAUUCCAAAAAAGGGUAAAAGAUGGACGUACUUUGUAUUCGGUUAUACAAACAUGUUUUAGAUAUAUACGUUUUCCUGAAGUAGUCGUGAAAGCGUUGAUUGAUGCUAUUCUUGAUAGUGGUGCGAUUACUGUCAAAAAAGCUAUGUAUAGUAACAAACUCAACUCGGAAGAAAUCAAAAGAAUAUUUUGGGAACACUACGCAAUGCUUGAAUCCAAACUUAAUAUUGAUUGGGGCAAGCUGCCAACGCUUUCAAUUACAAUGUUUGCUCAAAACCCAGUAACUGAUUCCAAUCGCAACUCCGUUGUAACAAUCAAAUUGGGUCCUCGAGACUAUAUACAGAGAUAUGAUUCUGAAAGAUUUGUGUUUAUUGUAGCAGCUGGUUCAAAUGACAAUGUAAUUCUUGGUAUUCCAUUUAUGACCCGACUUGGAUUGACAUUUGAUCGAGCACAUAAACGCAUUGGGUUUGGUCCUGGAUGUGGAUGUGAAGUCAUGGCUGAUGGAUAUCCUACUAUUUCGAACGGUUAUCAAGUACUAUGGCCAUUACCACAUGUUAGAUUGCCUGAACAACCAACUACUUCAGGUUCAGAUGGCACAUUUAUUCGCAAAAGGAGACCAACAACUACAACUGAUCAAAUAGCUGUACCUGAAAACACUCACCACACUGUCAAGAGUCACAAACAGACUCACAAUAAACUCGACUGA
This is a messenger RNA of Batrachochytrium dendrobatidis JAM81, 1479 nucleotides long. RefSeq lists its product as uncharacterized. Gene Ontology annotation, molecular function: aspartic-type endopeptidase activity. Bases 1 to 1479 code for a protein of 492 amino acids. Gene Ontology annotation, biological process: proteolysis. The record is from RefSeq and is a predicted model, not a curated record. Lineage: Eukaryota; Fungi; Chytridiomycota; Chytridiomycetes; Rhizophydiales. The transcript is spliced from 4 exons.